AACUACGCCAUUUCAGUCAUUUCACUUUACAUAGUCGGGACGAGUACGACGGCGUUCCCUUUUCGUCGGUCGCGAUAACGUAAACAAAAUAUUUUAUUUUAUUAUUUUUAUCCGGCUUCCUGUAAAACAAAACCGAGUACCAUCAACUCGCAGCGUCUCUGUCAUUUGCACGUACCUGCAUCUCGCACGCCGGCUUAACAUCACACUCGAUCAUCACAUCAAGCAUCGUGCGGCGGCGGCGGCUACAACUAUCACCACGACCACGGACUCCGGCACGACAAUAAUCACGACACACACACCGCGCACGCCGAAACAAUGACAGACAGUGAUAAAUUGAACAUCGACAACAUAAUUUCGAGACUCUUGGAAGUGCGCGGUGCGAGACCAGGCAAGAACGUUCAGCUCUCUGAAGGUGAAAUUCGGGGCCUGUGCCUCAAGUCCAGGGAGAUUUUCCUAUCGCAACCUAUACUAUUGGAACUCGAGGCACCGUUGAAAAUAUGUGGGGAUAUUCACGGUCAAUAUUAUGAUCUACUGCGUUUAUUUGAGUAUGGCAGUUUUCCCCCAGAGUCAAAUUACUUAUUUUUGGGUGAUUAUGUCGACCGUGGUAAACAGUCUCUGGAAACGAUUUGUCUGUUGUUGGCAUAUAAAAUAAAAUACCCCGAAAAUUUCUUCCUUUUACGUGGCAAUCAUGAAUGCGCUAGUAUAAACAGAAUAUAUGGAUUUUAUGAUGAAUGUAAACGGCGGUAUAAUAUAAAGCUCUGGAAAAUAUUUACGGAUUGUUUUAAUUGUUUGCCUGUGGCAGCAAUUGUUGACGAAAAAAUUUUUUGUUGUCAUGGUGGUCUUAGUCCUGAUUUGCAAUCAAUGGAACAAAUUAGGCGAAUUAUGAGGCCAACAGAUGUUCCUGAUCAGGGACUAUUAUGCGACUUGCUCUGGUCUGAUCCUGACAAAGAUACAAUGGGCUGGGGAGAAAAUGACAGAGGUGUUUCGUUUACAUUUGGUGCUGAGGUUGUGACUAAAUUUUUGCAUAAACAUGAUUUCGAUCUUAUAUGUAGAGCUCACCAGGUUGUAGAGGAUGGUUAUGAGUUCUUUGCAAAGCGUCAGUUGGUCACUUUAUUUUCAGCACCAAAUUAUUGUGGAGAGUUUGACAAUGCUGGAGCAAUGAUGUCUGUUGAUGAAACUCUAAUGUGCUCAUUCCAGAUCUUAAAGACUGAUAGAUUCAAAUACUGGAGACGCAUAAAAUUCUAUGAUGCUAAUGCAUCUUUUCCGUUGUCUAAUUAGUAAGUCUCAAUGGGCAAUCUUUUAAUCCUUUUCCUUUAGUUGUUCAUAUUUUUUUUCUUAUUGACCUAAUUUUUUAACUGCACGAAUGAUAAGAGCAGUCCCGAGUCAUCUGAGUAUGCCAAAUCCUACCUUUUAUUAUUAAUUUAAAUGUUUAAUUAACAUAUUCAUACAUAGUUCUGUUUAAAACCUGGUAUUAAUUAAUAAAGUUAUCUAUAAAAUUAGCAUGAUUAGUGUUAAUUGUUGUUUAUUUGGUAUGUGGUUAUUGAAGUGUUAAGAAAUAUUUGCUUGUUAAAUUCACUAUUUGCAUAAUGUUGGAAAUUGGCCCGUUCACAAAAAAAAAAAAAUGUAUAAUUCAGUUGUAAAUAUGUAUAAAAAAAAUAAAAUUAGGGUGUACUGUGUAUGGUGUAUGUGUAUGAUUACUUACUAGUUUAUUAAAAAAGAAUUAUAUCAUAAAUGAUCUAGCAAGAGGUAUGUUUUUGAAAAAAAUUAUCACACAUGUAAUUUAGAACCAUUUUAUAUUAAUUGUUUUUAUUUAUAACAUUAACUAGUAUAUUUCUGUUAUUUCAUUUUUGUCGAGUCAUUCUUGUAGACGAAUAAAAAAAGUGUCUAUACUCCUUUCAAGCAUGAUAAGUGAAAUCUUUUCAAUUUCUUGUGUUUUAUUUUUGGCAAGAUUUUUAAGAGUAUAUGGUUUGCUAAUGUAAUCUUGAGGUAAUAGCCAAUAUGUAUUCUUAAAAAGUGGUUACUAGGUAAGUGAUAGGUCAAUGUGAAGAUGCAAUGAAAUCAGGUGUCCUAGAAAAUGCUGUAUUUAAAAAGCCAUUGUUUUCUUUAUGUGUGGUGUUGAUAUGGUAUCCAUUGACAAGUAGAUAUCAACCAUUUUGAAAAUAAUGUAACCUCUAAGUAUUGAUAGCAGUCAUUUCAAAAACAUCAUAUCCUUUAGCGGGGCCCUUAUUUAUUUUUAUUAUAUCAUAAAGAUACCAUAGUUGCCCUCAGAAUUCUUUCAUGGUAUAAAUAAAAUUAAGUAUUUAUUUUUUAGCCACUAGAAAAUUAAAUUUUUUUCAUUUAGUUACAUUGAUAUGGACUUGCCCAGUCUUAUUAUCACUUAUCAUUAAAGGGUAUAUCCAGACUUCUCAAAUCUCAGUAUUAACUGUUAUUUGAUCAAAUGAUUGUUUUCUUUAAUUUGUAUAAAUAUUGUAUUAUUAUGUACUAUGGUAACAUAUAAUGUUUCCAGGUAAAAAAUUUAAACUGUAUAUUGUUAAAACAUCUAAUUCUUCAGAUGUUUUAAUAAUUACAGAUAUUAACUGUUGUAUUUUAAUUUAAUUUAAAAUUUAUUUUUAUAUACAUUUUGGGAGCAAUUGAAAAUUGGUAUUUUUUAAUUCUGAGUAAAUAAAUUUAUAUUAUUUUAUUCAUUAAAGUAGGUACCCUUCGUAAUAUAAUUACUAAUUAAUAUAAGGUAUAGUCUUAAUCAUUAAACUUAUAAGUAUGAUGAGUCCAUUUGGUUACUUAUAAUGAGAGUCAGUCCAUAAACAAAGUGAUAUUAACCAAAUUUGCAGCGCUUGUACCUUCAAGGUAACCAAUCUCGGGAUCUUGACACAGUUAUGAUAACUUAUUCCACCCAUUUUUGAACUUGCUAACUAAACUAAAUUAUUCUUUUUUAAAUAUUUUGUAUAGUAUUAAGUGUUAAUUUAACAUACAAAAAAGUAUUGAAAUAACAACCAACUAGUUAUUAGCAUUAUAGUCCUAUUGAUUGUUUAAAAUAAAUAUUUUUCUAGCCGGCCGACAAACGAAAGUACAUGUAUGGAGGAUUAUCAUCAGGCAGACCAGUUACACCACCCAGAGGAUCUGGUAAACAAGGAAAAAACAAAAAAUAA
This is a messenger RNA of Rhopalosiphum padi (bird cherry-oat aphid), 3146 nucleotides long. Its product is annotated as serine/threonine-protein phosphatase alpha-2 isoform. Bases 316 to 1278 code for a protein of 320 amino acids. The record is from RefSeq and is a predicted model, not a curated record. The transcript has 7 exons. Lineage: Eukaryota; Metazoa; Arthropoda; Insecta; Hemiptera; Aphididae. Gene Ontology annotation, cellular component: nucleus; cytoplasm. Gene Ontology annotation, molecular function: protein serine/threonine phosphatase activity.